AUGACCAGAAGUAGCUCUAUUCUAUUCGAGGUCCCAUCGUUCUCCCUCCGCCCCCAAGGCAGUAAGCCAUCUCCUGGAAUCAAAUACCCGUCCACUCCAUCUUCUCUUGGGAAGCCCCAACAACGAGAUAAGCAACUGACGAGGAACGCCAAUUACUCAACUAAUAGGUCUGCAAGCCUCGGAUCGAACCUCAAGAGAAGCCCUUUACCCUCAUUUGCAGCAUUUGGAUCCGAACUAAGCCCUUCCCGAAGGCGAAUCAAAGUGAUCUGGGGAACCCCGAGGAACGCCUGGCCCUGCUAA
Molecule: messenger RNA, 300 nt
Organism: Microthlaspi erraticum
Lineage: Eukaryota; Viridiplantae; Streptophyta; Magnoliopsida; Brassicales; Brassicaceae
Source: the annotation of a GenBank genome assembly